Molecule: messenger RNA, 2177 nt
Organism: Thalassophryne amazonica
Lineage: Eukaryota; Metazoa; Chordata; Actinopteri; Batrachoidiformes; Batrachoididae
Product: neurocalcin-delta A
Exons: 5
Coding region: 255-836 (193 amino acids)
Biological process (GO): calcium-mediated signaling
Cellular component (GO): cytosol
Molecular function (GO): actin binding; tubulin binding; calcium ion binding
Source: RefSeq, a predicted model, not a curated record
AGCGAGGUCAGGUGACGUGCUGACGUCAGGCUGUGGAGGCGGGCGUUUAGUCUGUGGGUUUUUAUCAAACCCCCUGCUUGGAGCGGGAGUCUGAGUGAGUCCGACAGCGCCGCCUCACUCGCAUUCUUUCCUCAUUCUCGUUCUCUGUCCUGCUGCUGACACAAACAGAGUUUGGAGACAAAGUGCCGGGUGAUGGGCUGCUGAAGGGUCUUUCUGCAAAGCGAGCUGUGAGCUGAUUGUCCACACCGACAGACAUGGGGAAGCAGAACAGCAAGCUCAGACCUGAGGUGAUGCAGGACCUGCUGGAGAGCACGGACUUCACCGAACAUGAGAUCCAGGAGUGGUACAAAGGGUUCCUGAGGGACUGCCCCAGCGGGAACCUGUCCAUGGAGGAAUUCAAGAAGAUCUAUGGUAACUUCUUUCCCUAUGGCGACGCUUCGAAGUUUGCAGAGCACGUCUUUCGUACAUUUGACGCCAAUGGUGACGGAACAAUAGACUUCCGGGAGUUUAUCAUCGCGUUAAGUGUGACGUCACGUGGCAAGCUGGAGCAGAAGCUGAAGUGGGCAUUCAGUAUGUACGAUCUGGAUGGAAACGGCUACAUCAGCAAAGCAGAGAUGCUGGAGAUUGUACAGGCGAUCUAUAAGAUGGUGUCAUCUGUGAUGAAGAUGCCAGAGGACGAAUCGACACCUGAGAAGAGGACAGAGAAGAUCUUCAGGCAGAUGGACACCAACAGAGACGGCAAACUGUCUCUGGAGGAGUUCAUCAAAGGAGCGAAGAGUGACCCCUCCAUCGUCCGCCUGCUCCAGUGCGACCCCAGCAGUGCCGGACAGUUCUAAACCUGACACACUGACACCACCUCGCUUCUUCAGGUGAGUGACUCAACAAGUCUUUAAAUUUCCAAUAUGGAGCCGACUGAUGACGACGAUGAUGAUGUUGAUGAAGAAGAAUUCAGGAUGCCGCUGAGGACUUUACAGAUGGCCGUUGGAGCUGUAUACCCUAGUUGAUGUAAACCCUCCAAACCCCAGCAGGGACUGAAACCCAUGACUUUCCCCACACCUCCAUCAGGAUUUGACUCCGCCCCUGAGUUCUCCUGCAGGCUCUCGGAGCGUACAGACUGAGGCGGUAGGUUGUACAUACAGUAUCACGUGGACUCUGUGUAUCCGUGUCUUUGCUUGGUCCUCAGGCUUAAACCGGGGCCCUGCAGAGCCUCUGACACUCCCGUGCGUCAGAAACAGAGCAGGUGUUAAAUGACAGAGGAGCCGUGACGGUGCUGAACACGAUGACGCACUGUGGGCGAGAUUAUUUAAUCUGCAAGAGACAACUUGUGAAGUUUGACUGUCACGCUGAACGAGUACUGCUUUUAGUUUGUUUUUUUUCUUUACUGUGGGAAUGUGUGUGUUUGUGUUUCUUGCAAAUUUGACAGUUUCCUCUUUUGUACCUAUAUGCUACUACGUAUCUGUGCCCGAGUCAGUAGUUUGAAUUUUAGUCCCGUUGGUGUCAUGAAGGAUGAAGUUCCUCUGUUUAUCAGUUAUCAUGAAGAAUCUGAGCUCGACACUCACCGCCCUCGAGCCCGGAAACAUGGCAGAAAACUCAUGUUUGAGGGAAAUGUAGAUACAUUUCUGAGCACUCAAAUGAACCAAAAUUAACCAAAAAGGAAAAAGAAAAUCUGCCACAUAUCAUCCUGAAUGCUCAACUCAAGAUGCAAAACAACUGUAAAAAAUAAGUAAAGUAAAAUAAAAUAGUUGUUUUUAAGCAUGCGCGUAGAUUUUUUUUUUUUUUUUUUGAAGAGGUUUUAAAUGCCGCAUGUUGAAUCAGUUGUUGAACAGUUGGGUCAGAAGUGCACAGACUAAAUUGCACGUAUGCAUGUGACUCGAUGUGCAUGUGUGUUUGUGGUUAUCAGUGGUCCAUCCAGCUUCCUGCUAGCUUCUCACUGUUAGCAUCGUCGCGGUUUGCACAAGUCAUCACCGUUACUGACAAAAUGACCGAGAUGAAAUACUGAAUAGUUUUACCAGGAGCUUCGUACAACGAAAGGUAAGAGGGAUUGAAGAGUUACAAGGUCUAAAAAAUACAUCUGAAGAAUUCCUAUAACUGAUGUGUAAAUGUAACUUUUGAAAGUUCAAAGCAGUUUAUUGAAUUAAAGUUCAGUCACUGAGAUGUUGUUGGCCGUGUGAAUGUUA